AUGCGCGCCGCCUUAGCCGAACGCGCACGCCGCGCCGCUGCUGCAUUACGUGCUCCCGGGCCCGCAUCCGAGCUGGAGGUCGUGCUGCGGCGCGUCACGCAUGCAGACUGCGCAGCAAUCCCAGCAGAGGACCUGGCCGCGGCCGUGCGCUGGGCCAAGGGCAGCGAGGAGGCCCUGGCGAAGUCGCUGAAGCACAUCCAGGAGAACAUUACAGCAAACCCUUCAGACUGGAGGCGAAUCCACGGAGCCCUUGCUUUGUUUGAGGCUUUGGCUGCCGAGGGCGGCGCUCUGAUCGGCAGGUCUUGGUUUGAGGUCAAGCUUCAAGCCCGUUUGAAGGACCUACAGACCUUCAGUUAUGAUGCAGACCCACGUGUUGCAUCACUGGUGCAGCGAGCGGCCAAAUCUGCCAAUAGCGUAGCAGAGAAGCUGAGCUGGGAGGAUGAUGGUGUCUUUGCAGACGAGGCAGCUUGGCUGCAAGUAGCCCUAGCAAGAUGGUAG
Symbiodinium pilosum is the source of this 498-nucleotide messenger RNA. NCBI's taxonomy places the organism in Eukaryota, Dinophyceae, Suessiales, Symbiodiniaceae. The record is from the annotation of a GenBank genome assembly.